UCUGUUACUUUUAAAAUGAUACUCCUAAAAAAUGUCUACCGUUCUGCCCAGCCAAAGCUCUUUCCUUUACGAAGCAAACUGGUCACCGGAGAUCGACAAUUUAUUAUUAGGGACAUUGGUAAGCUUGAAGCGAGCUAAAGACUUCCAAGGAACUGCCUUCCCAAGUAAUUUCAUUCUUGACGCGGCAGUCGCGAUCGAGAAUAAGCUGGGAUUUUCUUUCGAAUGGUUCGAACUGGUUGAUCGCAUCCACUUCCUUGAAAAACGCUACAAACUUUUAUGGAGCUCACUCAUGUUGAGGGGACAUAUUUGGAUGCUCGAACCAACCUUGUCAUAGUGGUAGCAGACUCAUGGGCAUCAAUGUUCGAGAGAAACCCCCUUGUCGGUGCUUACUACCACCGAGGGGACCAUGUUUACCGCCUACUCGAUCAACUAUUCGGAACUGGUGACGUCAAAGUCGAGAAUGAAAAAACUGUCAUCUUGCUGUCUGAUACAAUAGAUAAUAAGGGCAAGGGGCAUGUUUUUAGUGAUGAGUCGGUUAACGGACUUCCGGAGGAUGAAACUGUCGGCAUCGAGUAUGUAACUCAUGCCCAACGCAAGCUUGUAUUUGAUGACCAGCUACCACCAGACCACGAGUCUACAAACGAUAAGAGUAAGUAUUACUAUGCUGCAGGUGACGACCGCAAGCUCGAACGUAAACUCGUCGUACCAUCACGUAACCCGUUGUGACAACAGCGUCCACCUAAAGUUCCCACCUACUAUAGCUCGGAAGUUUCCUCAAGUCCAAUUAUGUGUUGGAGGAUGCCGGGAAUGCCCCGGUUUUGAUGGACACAUGGAAUGGUAUGUCUUCUGCUUGUAUUUUGGAAUGUCAUGUUAUGUAACAUCUAGGGAAGUCCUUUUUGUAAAACAUGCACACAAAAUGGUUAAUUAGUGCAUGUAGUAGUGGGUAUUAUGUUAGCGCAUUACUACUUUGCUUAGGAGCUAGGGAAGUCCUUUUUGUAAAACAUGCACACAAAAUGGUUAAUUAGGUGCAUGUAGUAGCGGGUAUUAUGUUAGUGCAUUACUGCUUUGCUUGGGAAUUGGUAAUAUCUAUCACAACUUUGUGAUGAACAAUGUGGACCUUUUUUGUUAUCUAUUAAUAUGAACUUUUGUUAUA
Salvia hispanica is the source of this 1153-nucleotide messenger RNA. Lineage: Eukaryota; Viridiplantae; Streptophyta; Magnoliopsida; Lamiales; Lamiaceae. The record is from RefSeq and is a predicted model, not a curated record.